AAAGCGAUUCAAGCCAAAAUCCUCAGAUUUCUCCACCUAAGGGGACCUUUCCUAUCCCUCCCACAGGCUAAAUUUCCCAUUUCCGAAGUUCCAGAAGAAAAGCUCGUGCAGGACGCAUGCGGUUCCUCUUCGUGGUCUCACCUUCCUCACCAUCGCCGGCGGCUGUACAAGAAAAUAGCGGGUGGUUAGAUGGACCACACCGAAACAUCGCAUCGCAGCAGCAACCACGCGCUGGCACCAGCUAUGCAUCAGGGCAGAUCGCACUGGUGAGUGAUAAGUUAACUUUGUGGCUUCGAAAAUUACAAGAGAUGAUCUAGAUUUAGAAUAUCGAAAAUCGUAGACGGCACACUAGAUUGGUUGCCGUCCACGGAUGUCUAAGGAAAUUUUAAAGAGCCCCAGGGCAACCCUGCCCCCCGCCGUGACCGAAGAGCGUGAGACCUGGGGCAAGAAAGUUGAUUUCCUCUUAUCUGUCAUCGGUUUCGCUGUGGAUUUGGCCAAUGUCUGGAGGUUUCCUUAUCUUUGUUACAAAAAUGGAGGGGGGGCGUUUUUGGUUCCUUACUGCAUUAUGUUGGUUAUCGGUGGCAUACCUUUAUUUUACAUGGAAUUGGCACUGGGACAAUACAAUAGAAAAGGGGCGAUAACAUGCUGGGGAAGACUUUGUCCUUUGUUCAAAGGUAUUGGAUAUGCAGUUGUGUUGAUUGCAUUUUAUGUUGAUUUUUAUUACAAUGUGAUCAUCGCCUGGGCUUUGAGAUAUUUUUUUGCUUCGUUUACUGAUUUGUUGCCAUGGACAACGUGUGAUAACUCUUGGAAUACGCCAAAUUGUAGACCUUUUGAAUUUCCUACCAAACUUUUGAACGUGACCAACAACACCGACGUCAUAGUGCAGGCAUUGCCAGAUUCAAGAUUUGCAUCAGCAGCAUCGGAGUAUUUCAAUCGUGCCAUCUUGGAACUGCACAGGAGCGAGGGUUUGCACGAUUUAGGCGCCAUAAAGUGGGAUAUAGCCUUGUGCCUUCUGGCCGUCUACGUCAUCUGCUAUUUCUCACUCUGGAAGGGCAUCUCUACGUCUGGAAAGGUGGUUUGGUUCACCGCCCUGUUUCCCUACGCCGUCCUGUUGAUCUUGCUAGGCAGGGGGAUUACCCUUCCAGGAUCCGCGGAGGGGAUAAAGUAUUACCUGAACCCCAAUUUCAACGCAAUCACAUCGGCUGAGGUUUGGGUGGAUGCAGCAACUCAAGUUUUUUUCUCAUUAGGUCCUGGAUUUGGCGUUCUCUUAGCCUACGCAUCUUACAACAAAUAUCACAACAACGUCUAUAAAGAUGCCAUACUUACCAGCGUCAUCAAUUCAGCUACUAGUUUUGUGGCAGGCUUCGUCAUAUUCUCGGUUUUGGGCUAUAUGGCCCACUCUGCAGGCAUACCAAUCCAGGAGGUAGCUACUGAAGGUCCUGGUUUGGUCUUUAUAGUUUAUCCAGCAGCCAUAGCCACUAUGCCUGGUAGCAUUUUCUGGGCUCUGAUAUUUUUCAUGAUGUUGUUGACCCUAGGCUUGGAUAGUUCAUUUGGUGGCUCAGAGGCUAUUAUUACUGCUUUGAGCGAUGAAUUUCCCAAGAUUGGAAGACACCGGGAAAUCUUCGUAGCUUGUCUUUUCUCCAUUUAUUUUUUGGUGGGUUUGGCAUCCUGUUCCCAGGGAGGUUUUUACUUUUUUCAUCUACUGGAUCGGUACGCCGCUGGUUACUCCAUGUUAUUUGCCGUUUUUUUCGAGUCUAUAGCUGUUUCCUGGAUAUAUGGGACCCAAAGGUUCUGUGACGACAUCAAAGACAUGAUUGGUUUUGCCCCAGGCAUCUACUGGAGGUUCUGUUGGAAGUUUGCGGCCCCACUUUUUCUUCUUUUCAUAAUUUUCUACGGGUUACUUGGCUAUGAACCGCUAACUUACGAAAACUAUGUCUACCCACUAUGGGCAAAUAUUCUUGGUUGGAUUCUCGCAGGAUCGUCAGUUAUGAUGAUACCACUUGUGGCUGUCAUUAAAAUCCUUUCUACUCCUGGAUCUUUUCUGCAAAGAUUGAAAAUUUUAACAACCCCUUGGCGAGACUCGCAAACUAUAACACAAAUAAACGGCAGCGUGCAAUCAGGAAGCAAUCAAUUACGUUUGACUACACCGGAAGCUCCACAUCCCACACCUGAGGAAGUGUGAGGAAAGAGAUUAACCAAAUUCCAAGAGUACUACGUGUGACGUAUGAAGAAUGUUGUAGGAUUUUUAAGUUUUAAGUUAUUAGUGUAGGUAAAAACCAACGAAAAAUGUAGAUGGCCUAUAUAUCAUUGUUUCAUUUCGAUUGAAGUAUGUAGACCUUUUCUCGUUUUUGAACGAAGAAUUUCAUAUUUCUGAGAUCUUUCCGAAAAAAGGUGUAUAUCAACAAAUUUAAAUUACAGUUUUUUAGCAGCAGACAAAGUAACAAUAAGUCUAUGUAAAGGGUACAAUGUAAAAAACGAUCAAAUAUAUAAUGAUAUUGUUUAAAUUUUAUGAUAAUAGAAGAUUUCCCUCUACUUCAGGCCUUCGAAAGUAUUGGGAAAUUUCCCUAAGAUUGUUAUAACUAUGAUAGUGAAUGUAUACCAUUAAAAAAUAUAUUUAAUCCUCUCAAAUGAGUAUUGAUGUGAUAGAAUCAACUUUGAAGGGUAUUCAAAGCUUAAAUGUAUAAAUAGACAUAGUAUUAUGUAGUUUAUAGAAUAGAAGAAUCUGUAUAUAAGAUAAACAAUUCAUCAGUAAAGUACACCAUUAUAACUUCUGUUGUUUGUAACGUACGAUGAGAUAAUAAUUUUAAUGAAUCUUCCGAAAAAUUAACAAGAAUAGGGCAGGUUAAUUUUUAGGAAAUAUUGUCAGAUACGAUUCCCAAUUCAAGCAGCCAUAUUUUGAAUGAAGUUUCAUUCAUUAUGUAAUUGGGAAUAGCAUUCGAUUUUAAAUAAAUUUUACUAAGGAAAUAAAUGACUAGGUAUAUUAGCUCUAGGAAAUUAUAAACUUGUCCCCACAGGUGCUUGAUAUAAUUGAUGUUUUAGGCUAGAUUAUAUGUGAAGUAAGAUCUAGUUAUAUUGUCGUAAAAAAUAUUUUCCACAUAACUUGUCCUAGAACUUUAUUAUAAUACUUAAAUAAGAUAUUUGUAUGGAUAUUAAACUCAGCUUCUCGACUGUGGAACAGGAUAUAAAAUAGAAAAUAUGUAUCUUAUAAUAUAAGGGUUGAUAUUUUCCCAAGCUAUUUUCUGUAAGUUUGUAGCCAGAGACAACUCUCUGUUUGUAGCCAUUAUAACCAAAGAGUAUUAAUUUGGUUGCUGAUGUUGAAAGGAUUGCUUGCAACAGCCAAUGCAAGCAGUCUAGAAUGUUUGCUCGUUGCUUUAAUAAAAAUAUUUA
Molecule: messenger RNA, 3387 nt
Organism: Coccinella septempunctata (seven-spotted ladybird)
Lineage: Eukaryota; Metazoa; Arthropoda; Insecta; Coleoptera; Coccinellidae
Gene: DAT
Product: sodium-dependent dopamine transporter
Exons: 11
Coding region: 371-2182 (603 amino acids)
Biological process (GO): dopamine uptake involved in synaptic transmission; sodium ion transmembrane transport
Cellular component (GO): neuron projection; presynaptic membrane; neuronal cell body membrane
Molecular function (GO): dopamine:sodium symporter activity
Source: RefSeq, a predicted model, not a curated record